AUGGAGCUAAAAUUAGGCUUCAAUUCCAAAUCUAACAGCACUGCUGUGGGUUCAGAACAGAUUGCUCCAGCUGUAGUUCUGGGUUUGUGCUGUUUGGUGGGUUUGCCAAGCAACAUCGCAGUAAUAAUCCGCAUUGCUCGUGAGUGGAACACAAAUUUUAGCUUUACCUUAAGUUUAAUGCUAAACCUUGCUGUCUCUGAUGCUUUGACCCUUUGCUUGGCUCCUGUCGUGCUGUGUGGAAUACUGUUUGGAUGGAAACUUGGCCUUUGGUCUUGUAGGAUCCUGUUCUUCUUGGGUCACUGGAGUCUGUAUGUUGGUGUCCUGACGGUCACCUCCAUGAGUGUGCAGCGCUAUCACAAUGUCAUCAAGUCAAGGGUCACUAACAGGAAGCUACUGCACAGACUGGAAAGACAACACAGACGCCUUCAUCUGACUGGCAUCUGGAUUCUAGCCUUUGUUUUUGCCCUGCCAAUAUUUUUCACUCAAGGACUCAAAAACAAGGAUGGAUUGCAAAGAUGUCAGAGGUCAAUGGAGUCACGGCCUAUAGUAGUGGCUGCUUUGCUUCUUGAGAUCCUGUUGGGGUUCGUCAUUCCAUUUUUGAUCAUGUUAACAUGUUAUCUCUGGUUGCACAAAGGCUUGAGCCAAAAAGCCAAGAGCUUCAAUCUAACUACAGUUCCACAGGACCAGAAACCCAGAAAUCAGGGGGCAAACGUUAAGACUUACAAGAAGAGACUUGUGGUCAGCAUCGUUGUGGCUUUCUUUCUGUUUUGGACUCCUGUGCACAUCAUUAAUGUGAUUGAUAUAGUUACUACUCUGACUAAAACUUCUCAUCCAGAUGUUUAUGCCCGACUGAUAUCCUUCCGUAGAGUUUAUGGUGAUACAAGCAAGACUCUGGUUUUGCUAAACUGCUGUCUGGAUCCUUUUCUUUAUGCCGUCUCUUCAGGAAACAUUCUAAAAUGUAUCAGAAAGAAAUAA
This is a messenger RNA of Rhinichthys klamathensis goyatoka, 975 nucleotides long. Its product is annotated as leukotriene B4 receptor 1-like. Gene Ontology annotation, cellular component: membrane. The record is from RefSeq and is a predicted model, not a curated record. The transcript has a single exon. NCBI's taxonomy places the organism in Eukaryota, Metazoa, Chordata, Actinopteri, Cypriniformes, Leuciscidae. Gene Ontology annotation, biological process: G protein-coupled receptor signaling pathway; immune response. Gene Ontology annotation, molecular function: G protein-coupled receptor activity. The coding region runs from base 1 to 975 and encodes 324 amino acids.